Molecule: messenger RNA, 3400 nt
Organism: Pisolithus orientalis
Lineage: Eukaryota; Fungi; Basidiomycota; Agaricomycetes; Boletales; Pisolithaceae
Exons: 11
Coding region: 98-3097 (999 amino acids)
Cellular component (GO): membrane
Molecular function (GO): ATP binding; ABC-type transporter activity; ATP hydrolysis activity
Source: RefSeq, a predicted model, not a curated record
GGCUCUAGCGAAUACCGUCACCUUACUCGGGACAACUCAUACUUACCUUUUAUCAGGGUUUUGUCUUUGGUGGGUCUCGUGGCGAAGCAGAUCGACGAUGGCUGCGCGAACGUCGCUGUUGUCCAAAAUAUUCUGCGCGCUGGCUUCAACCGUUCUAUUGGCCAGUCAUGUAGCAGGCCAGUCGUGUUCAAACUUUGGCACUGCAUCCUCCUCCAGCUGCCUAUGCCCUCCUGGAUUUGGUGGUUCGAACUGCUCGGAACCCGCUUGUGGCGGUACUAUCUUUGACGGUUCAAAUCGCACUCUCGCGUCAUCGACGUCAGGAGGUUUUCCUAACCUGACAGCCUCUGGCUGCUCUUGCUCUAGCGGGUGGACUGGUACUGGGUGCAAUGUAUGUACUACUUCGUCCGCGUGUCAAACAGCGUGGGCCGCUGUCAAUGGCAAUGCCAGCGCAAGUGCUGGGCUAGCUGCGGCGUCGGGCGUAAACGACACCCUAGUUUGUAAUACACAACCAACGGUAUAUGCAGCCGGUGAGAUAAGCUGCCAGGUCAACAAUCCUACCUUGCAAUCACUCUUCCCGUUGCAAUCUAAUUUGAAUAUUCUCCGCACCUACAACAGUUCGCUCUCUCCCUUGCACAAUACUUCUGGCACUCUUCUUUCUCCAAAUGGAUCUUCGGCAGCGUAUGCCCAACUCUUCUACGCCGGCGUCGAACAAUUCUCGUGUACCGCCUCCCCCUGUACGCAGUCGACCUCGGGUUCAACAGACACAUGGACUUGCUCCAAUCUGCAAUGCGCUUGCUUCGAGGGCACCGCAUUCUGUGGAGGUGUUCCGUCUCUGAGCCUCAAUGGUACUAUAAACGCACUCAGUGGCAGCCUCACAGUUUCUUGCAACGGCGAUACAUGUAAUUUCCAACAGGAGGUUCUCAACGGUCUCUUCGGCUCAAGUGGGUUGGCUUUGCAAGGAUGCGUUUUCGGGGAAUGCGUCAGUCAGGCUGUGAUAGAUUCCUCCAACGCGAAUUCAACCUCGACUGGAAGUAAUUCUUCACAGCUAGGCGGAGGUGUCAUUGCUGGUCUUGCUGUCGUGGGUGCCUUACUCGGAGCUGGCAUCAUCGCUGUCGUAUGGGGAUUGUUCCUCCAACGCGCUGCGCGCAACAAGCCAUUCGAUGGUGGUGCAGCAGGUGGUAUCGGCGUUCGUUGGUCAGACGUCUCCUAUUUCAUACGACCAUCGGGCACAUUCAAAGGUUCAAUAUUCUCUCCCUCCGGACAUGCUAAUGGAGAAAAAACUAUCCUGGACGGCGUUAGCGGAACUAUUGGUCCAGGGAUGUUGAUGGCUGUCCUCGGUCCCAGCGGUGCGGGGAAGACGACGUUGGUAGAAUUGAUCGCUGGGAAACCCAAGUCGGGGCUAUUCACAGGCUCCAUAACAUUCCCUCCUCUGCCUGCUGGUAAACGCCCUCGUGUAGCAUUCGUACCGCAGACGGAUGUGCUGCCUGCAUUCUUGACGGUCCGGGAGGCUUUGAUAUUCGCAGCGUCUCUACGCCUACCAGAAUCGCUAUCGGAAGAAAGGAAGGCGGCUAUUGUCGACGCUGUGAUUGAAAAACUAGGUUUGGAAGGUGUUGCAGAAACUAGGAUUGGCGCGACAGAUGGAUCAGGCCGUGGCAUCAGUGGGGGUGAGGCACGCCGAGUGAGUAUCGGGUUGGAGCUUGUCGGAUGCCCUGAUAUUCUCGUGUGUGAUGAGCCAACGAGUGGUUUGGACUCUGUAAGUGCGUGGCGCGUCGUUUCCGUGCUUAAGGAAGUUGCGAGAGGAGGAGGCGGGUUAUUCGGUGCCAUAGAAGGCGAAAAGAAUAAUAGUCGAGGUGUUGCGGUUAUUUGCAGCGUCCAUCAACCAAGCUCGCGACUUUACCAUGCUUUUGACUCCGUUAUGCUCCUUUCACACGGACGUGCGUUAUAUUCAGGCCCCGGUGGACUUGCGCCUGCCCAACACUUCAAGGUUAUUCGUGAUGCAGAGGUUGCACAAGAUAGUAUUUCAGAGAUGCCAGAGUACGAAGAAGGAUACAACGUCGCGGAUUACCUCCUUGAGAUCGCAAGUGUUGCUCCAGUCGGACUUUUCUCCUCUUCACGCGUGAUGGAAAGCACUGUUAAUCAGUCGCAAGACUUGAGUGGUCCCAGCGCGAGUCCAACCGCUGACGAAAAGCCUGCUGGUGCAGCCGAUGUAGAAGCUUUAUCGAAUCGCAGCAAGCCAUCCCGAGGCGACUACGCUACAACGUUCCUCACCCAAUUUCAGGUGUUAUGCGGGCGAGAAUGGAAGAUAAUACGGCGAGACAAGACGUUGUUCCUUACCCAUGUUACAAUAGCCGCUAUUUUAGGGGUAUUCUGUGGUGGACUGUAUUUCCACACUGGUAUCACCAUCGCAGGCUUCCAGUCUCGAGUGGGAUGUCUAUUCUUCCUGGGAUCAUUGACCGCAUUUUCGUCGUUGAGUGCAUUGUAUAAUGUCGUGGAAGUUCGUUCGUUAUUCGUUCGCGAACGGUCCAAUUCAUACUACAGUCCGACCGCGUGGUUGUUAUCCCGAAUUUUGUUCGAUGUUAUACCAUUGCGAGUCCUUCCGACUAUCAUUGUAUCGACCAUUACAUAUUGGAUGGCAGGCUUGUCUCCCGAAGCUUCCAGGUUCUUCAAGUUCCUCUUCAUUCUCGUAUUGUACACGCUCGCCAUGACCCUCUGGAACUUCUUCCUUGCCACUUCUUUCCGCAACGGCGGGAUUGCAAUUUUGAUAUCCGCCCUUUCGGCAUUAUACCAGAUGACAUAUGCUGGCUUCUUCGUGCACUUGACGUCCAUUCCGCCGGUGUUGAGGUGGCUCCAAUGGCUUUGCCCCCUCAAGUUUUGCCUGGAGGCCCUUUCCGUAAACGAAGUUGGAUCUGGACUCACGAUCCAAGAUACCUUGCAAGGUGUCCCCAUCAGCAUAUCUGCAGCAGUCAUGAUGCAAAUACUGUUUGGUUUCGACCUCAGCAGCUACUAUAGAGAUGUGCUCGUUUUGUUUGCUUUCAUCGCUGGUUUAGGUCUGCUUGUGAUCGGCGUGGUUUGGUACAAGGUUAGGGAACAGCGUUAAACGUCUUACGCGUUCCUACCGUUCUCUUCAUUGCUUUUACUUCUGUUUUUGGGCUGCAUUGUGUAUGAGACAUUGCUUUGACGUCUUUCCUUCUUUUGUCCUCUCCCAUGUCCUGUGACCGUAUUGACGAUGAUUCCUGUGCUUACCCUGUUUACACCUAUGUCUAAUUGACAGUAGCCAAUUUUCUUUCUUGUCUUUGUAGGCUACGGCUUGCUUGUCCACUCGUUUGUUAUAUUCUGCUACCUCAACUGUAGCCGAUUAGAGUCAGAGUCCUAUCGUUGAUACACAGCCACUGCUCUUCCU